Molecule: messenger RNA, 622 nt
Organism: Fomitopsis serialis
Lineage: Eukaryota; Fungi; Basidiomycota; Agaricomycetes; Polyporales; Fomitopsidaceae
Exons: 6
Coding region: 223-561 (112 amino acids)
Source: RefSeq, a predicted model, not a curated record
GCUCUGGCGACGACCACUGGUGACCGGACCACGACCGCAAACUCGUCCCCGACGCAUACCUCGACAAGAUGAUCAGUCAUAGCGAGCUAUACAACCUUGCCAACUCGUUGGGCUGUUUGGCGAUGCUCACAGUGGUGGCAUACCACUUCGUCUCAGUGAACGCCCGCCACCUCUCAGCAAAGAGCGGCGAAGCUCCCCGCAGCUCUUGAUGAAGUUGGCGGUAUGUUGAGGCGACACAACUGCUCUGGUCGAUGGCUCGAGUUGUCUCACAAUCAUUCGCCGUGCACAGCAAUACUUGGAAGAUACCUAAACCUACGGACCACUCGCGCGCGGCCUUCAGAUGUAUGUUGGAUAUCAGCCUCUAUUAGAUACGUGCAAUCGCCAUCCUAUAUUAUGUAUACGAGCGGCACCCGUACUUUGCGCGUUCAUCCUCCAGUUCGCUUUGCAUUAUUCGCAGGACCUCACAUAUGGACACAAGAGGGUCCACCACUCAUAAUGGCACGCACGUACAUAUGUACAUGGAUCACCGCGACACUGGUCAAGAACUGGUGCCGAAUGUGAUGAUAACGCUCGCUCAACACGCCCCGUUCUUCACAGCCUGCCAGGAGGGCCGAGAAGUGAU